CGUUUACUAUCCCAUAUCGUGCCAGUUUAUGAUGUUAGUUUUCGCCACUAUUUUCAGCACAAAACUAUAGUGAACAAGAGACUUACUCAAAGCUGUGUAAUUGUGCUAAAAUUAGGCCUUUGGAAAUGAUGGAAAAUCAAAUCAGACGGUGGCACCUACUGCUGUACAUUUCUCGGAUACGCUUUCCACGUUAUCCGGCCUACUAUUUUCCGGUGUUUGUCCUGCUGCAGGGUUUCAAAAAGCUUCGUUUUGACCUGAAAUUACGCUCGCUAGACUUUUACCUGCAACCCAUACCGAAUGUGCUGUUCGAGCAGGCUCAGUCCAACCAGCUAGUGAACUCGGAACAUACGCUCUUCGUAUCGCCAACCGUGUUCCGGGAGUAUGUGGUGGAACACGAAAUUAAUUGGAUCAAUCUUGUCUUGAAGGUAGCAAAAUCAACGGAACCAACGGAAUCAACGGAAACUCAGCCUGGCAAAAGUCUCGUAUCGAUCAUACUGAACAAGCAGGAUGUGUCCUUACUCUGCCAAAUAGCACCGCAUCCGGAUGUGCCUAUAACAGCGCUUUGGGUCAAGGAGAAUCUGGUGGAAAAUCUUAACGAACGUUACACCCGCAGCGGAGAACGAUACCGCGGUCGUUUACAACGUAUCGCCGAAGGUCAGCAUCUGCCAGCGAUUGUUGCGAAAGCGAACAUCUUUAUCUACCAAACGCCGUACGAUUUGAGCUCGGACAUGGUAGAUUUCAUCCUGGGACGUUACUUUGAAACACCGCGGCUACUCUACCGAAACCACACUUAUCAGGUUCCGCUGACGGAGCGCUUUUUGGGCAAUACUUUCUAUACGAAAAAUUUCGCUAUACUGGCCCACAUGAAGUCACUUUGGUUCAAAUGCCUCAACCUUGAUUCAACUGCCGGCGGAUUCGAGAUGAGCGGCAUCGUGCAAAAAAGUCUUACGACACUGCAGCAAACGACAACGUACAAUAACUUUUUGCUUCCGGAACGAUUCGAUGGACCUAACAUGCGACCCAGCUGUCCGUUCGGGUUGCGAAAAUAUUUCGACUCCUUGCGCUCGUCACUGCAGGCGUACAUGAAGAUGGAAAACAAUGGAUUAGUGCAGAACGGAAUUUACCCGGUGUUUAUGCUGCGCGGUGAACGUGGGAUCGGCAAGAUGGCUGUGCUACGAUCAGUUGCCAGUGCACUCGGUAUUCCUAUUUAUUAUGCGGAUUGUAGCGAAAUCAUGACCUCCAUUAGCUCCCAAACGGAGACGAAGCUAAGCAGCGCCUUCAACAAGGCGAAGGUAUGCGAGCCGUUGAUUAUUUGUCUGGAAAACUUUGAAGUGUUCGGUGUCGACAACGAAGGCCACGAGGAUCAGCGUAUAACGGGUUCCUUUCAGGCGGAACUAUCCACUCUUUUCAGCCGGAAGUAUUCUCAUCCAGUGGUGGUAGUGGCCAUUGCAAACCAGAAAGAAUCGAACACACCCAAACUGACCUCGCUGUUUCUGGAGGUGAUACAACUUCAUCCACCAACCACCGGUGAACGGUACGACCUUUUACGUUGGAUCUCCCUAACCCAGCGUUAUCGACUUCCCAGCCGACAGCUGCAUAAAAUUGCCGAACAAAGCCAAGGGUUCACACUGUCCGAUUUGGAGCUUUUGUACGGGAAUGCCCUGGAAGCGUGGCGUCGCUCCAAAGACGCACGGGUACAGUCGAAACAUUUCCUCGAGUCGUUGGAAAGCAUGCAAUCUACCUUCUCGGACAGUCUCGGUGCACCGAAAGUACCGAAGGUGCUGUGGUCGGAGAUUGGUGGUUUGGCAAAGCUGAAGUCGGAAAUACAAAACUCGAUCGGAUUGCCGUUGCGCCACAAGCAUCUAAUGGGGAAGAAUAUGCGCCGGUCGGGUAUACUGCUGUACGGCCCACCGGGCACUGGAAAGACGCUGAUUGCGAAGGCUGUCGCGACCGAGUGCAACUUAAGCUUCCUCUCCGUGCAGGGACCCGAGCUGCUAAACAUGUACGUCGGACAGAGCGAGCAGAAUGUGCGAGAAGUAUUCGCACGGGCAAGGACCGCUUCACCUUGCGUGCUGUUUCUCGACGAACUUGACUCAUUGGCACCGAAUCGCGGUGUGAGCGGAGAUUCCGGUGGCGUAAUGGAUCGUGUGGUCUCACAAAUGCUUAGCGAGAUGGACGGCAUAUCGAAGGAUCCGGGACAGCAAAUUUUUAUACUGGCCGCCACAAAUCGUCCAGAUCUAAUUGAUCCAGCUCUGUUGCGUCCGGGACGGUUCGAUAAGCUGCUGUACGUUGGUCCGAGCUGUACGGUGGAAGAUAAGGAAAGUGUACUGCGUGCCGUGACGGGACGUUUCCGGCUGGCGACGAACCUAACGCUGCGAAAGAUCGCCGAAUGCUUGCAGCAGGAUAUGACCGGUGCGGAUAUGUAUUCGAUCUGUUCGAAUGCUUGGUUGAGUGCAGUACGGCGCACCGUUAAAGAAACCAUUGCAGGAGAUUCCAUCGAGGAGGGUCUCAGUGCGGAUCAGGUGAUCGUAACGGAGGAAGAUUUCAAAGAAGCGAUUAAAAAGUUCAUCCCCUCUAUAAGCCCCGCCGACAUGGCGUACUUUAAUCAGCUGAAGGGAAACUUUAGUGUAUGAAAUGGACAUGACAAGAAGAAUACAUACAGGUAACGGGUGAUUUAUAAUGGUGUAUGGAUGUGUGUUCACUGCAAGGACACAAUUGUUAUUUAGUUUUACGUACUGAUAAAGAUAAAGGGUCUUCUAUUAAA
This is a messenger RNA of Anopheles funestus (African malaria mosquito), 2764 nucleotides long. RefSeq names its product peroxisome assembly factor 2 (gene Pex6). The transcript is spliced from 2 exons. NCBI's taxonomy places the organism in Eukaryota, Metazoa, Arthropoda, Insecta, Diptera, Culicidae. Gene Ontology annotation, cellular component: cytosol; peroxisomal membrane. Gene Ontology annotation, molecular function: ATP hydrolysis activity; ATP binding. Gene Ontology annotation, biological process: protein import into peroxisome matrix. The record is from RefSeq and is a predicted model, not a curated record. Bases 126 to 2633 code for a protein of 835 amino acids.